Cuscuta campestris is the source of this 1078-nucleotide messenger RNA. Lineage: Eukaryota; Viridiplantae; Streptophyta; Magnoliopsida; Solanales; Convolvulaceae. The record is from the annotation of a GenBank genome assembly.
AUCCGCUCAUGGCCAUCGACUUGUGCAGUAUUACUGGCCGCUCGUCAUAUUCCAGUCUGUAGAGGAUGACGAUGGUGAGUUCUGCCCAGCAUCGCCGUUCAUGGCGGGUCAACAUUCAGGCAAAGGGCAAAGGCUUUGAUUUCAAGCUGUGCGCAACUAGCCUCUUCCUCCAUUGCCACAAUUGCAGCAGCUUCUUCCAAUUCUCCGCCAAACUGAAGCGCUUCAGCUUUCUCAUCAGGCUUAGAUCUGAACCCGAGGCGUCCAGUCCCAGAAGAAUUGCAGGAUCUUCUAAGUCGAAACUUGUGAGAUUUAUUAAAAGGCUCUGGGCAAGGGGGCGGACAAAAAGUGUUCCUAUUCCUAACUCUUGCAAUCAAAGGGAAUUCUUUUCUCCGAGUUCGGUGCCAGGGCCAGGAGGCAUUGUUGGUCUUUUAGGCAGGGCAAUUUCUAAGGGAGAUAGAGAUGAGGUUUUUAUGGCCACAUUGUUCUGUGUGACCCGGCUCUUCAGGAAUUUCAGCACAAGAGAUGUGUGGGUUUUCAUGGUCCUUUUGAUUGCUGGAGUGGUGGGGUUUUCAGGCAUCAUAAAUUUCAGGAACCACUUCACUGAUGUUUGUUUGCUAAACCUUUUGGGAAGAUGAACAAAGUGUUUUUAACAAAUUCACAACUGUAAUAAUGAACAUGGUUUUGUUCUUGUUUUGGCAAAUUCUUGAUGGUAGGAAUCAUGUACAAGUAUAUUGCAAUUUAGAAUUGGGUAACCUAUCCCCUUACCAAUUUAGGUUCACUUGGUCGGCUUAAAGAAUUCAUUGCAGCGUUCCUAAAUUGCAGUGAAGUUUCUGUAAAAUCCAUUCCUUUCAUGUGUGUGAAACUAAUCAUUACAGCAAAGUUUUUGAUAUCAGCUUAGACAUAGCUCAAGGUGCAAACUGUGACAAUCCAAAUACAUGGUGAAAUCAAGCUUAUCAAGCCUACGAAUGGAAUCAAACAAUUAUGCAACGGACCAAGUUGCUAGUCAGGUAAAAGGGAAAAAACCCAUUCUCAUUUCUCAUUGUUGUGGCGCAAGCAAAAUUAAAAGCACAGUGGCAUU